UCUGCGCGGGGCGGCCACGGGCUGGCCUUGCAGGAUGGAGGGGCGUUCUGAAAUGGAGAUGCUGAGGACACUGAAAGGGCCUUCCACGGGGGAGGUCAGCGUGCACCUCAUGGCCAGAGACAGCCCAGCUUCCGGUCCUCAUCCACCCCCAACUGCCUUUAUCAUUCCAGCCAGCUCGGCCACCCUUGGCCUGCCCAGCAGUGCCCUGGAUGUUACCUGCUUUCCCCGGGAACCAAUCCAUGUGGGCGCCCUGGAGCGAGUGACCAGCAGUGAGCCAGUCACAGCCACCGUUCUGCCACAGCUAAGCGCUGGACCAGGGGCCAGCUCUAGCGCCACAGUGCGGCUUCUGGAGUGGACGGAGGCCUCGGCCCCGCCCCCUGGGAGUGGUCUGCGGUUCCGGAUAAGCGAGUACACGCCGCUGAACAUGGUGGGAGUGGAGCAACCACCGAUCUCUGAACAACGGGGAGAAGACUUGGCCAAACGUGGAGAUGACGGGGUCCCGGUGGGAGGUGGCGAUGCGGGCACCCAGCACCCCGAGGACCUCUCCCAGGAGCCUCCAGAAGCGCCCUCUCAGGACCCUGCAGAGGACCACAGCACCUGUCGAUGCCAGGGGUGUGGGCCUCAGCAGGGUGCCGGUCCAGAUCUGGGUUCCUCCAGUAAUGGCUGCCCUCAGCUGUUCCAGGAGCGGUCAGUCAUAGUGGAAAACGUAGGCUCUGCAGCUGAUUCUGAGCUUCUCAAACCCAUGAAGAAGAGGAAACACAGAGAAUACCAGAGCCCAUCAGAGGACUCGGAACCAGAGGCCAUGGAGAAGCAAGAAGAAGGAAAGGAUCCAGAGGGACAACCUACUACUAGCACUCCAGAGAGUGAGGAGUGGAGCAGCAGUCAGCCUGCAUCAAGUGAGAAGAAGGAGGUCUGGUCAUGGGAGUCCUACCUGGAGGAGCAGAAGGCCAUCACUGCCCCCGUCAGCCUCUUCCAGGACUCCCAGGCAGUCACUCACAGUAAGAACGGCUUCAAACUGGGCAUGAAGCUGGAAGGCAUUGACCCUCAACAUCCAUCCAUGUACUUCAUCCUCACUGUGGCUGAGGUGUGUGGCUAUCGUCUCCGUCUGCACUUUGAUGGGUAUUCUGAGUGCCACGACUUCUGGGUCAAUGCCAACUCCCCUGACAUUCACCCUGCUGGCUGGUUUGAGAAGACAGGGCACAAACUGCAACCUCCUAAAGGUUACAAGGAGGAGGAGUUCAGCUGGAGCCAGUACCUGCGCAGCACAAGAGCUCAGGCGGCCCCCAAGCACCUGUUUGUGAACCAGAGCCACAGUCCUCCACCCCUGGGCUUCCAGGUGGGCAUGAAGCUGGAGGCUGUUGACCGCAUGAACCCAUCCCUCGUGUGUGUGGCCAGUGUGACCGAUGUGGUGGACAGCCGCUUCCUGGUGCACUUUGACAACUGGGACGAUACUUAUGACUACUGGUGUGAUGCCAGCAGUCCCUACAUCCAUCCGGUGGGCUGGUGCCAGAAGCAAGGAAAGCCCCUCACCCCUCCACAAGACUACCCAGACCCUGAUAGCUUCUGCUGGGAGAACUAUCUAGAAGAAACUGGGACCUCUGCUGUGCCCACCUGGGCCUUCAAAGUGCGACCCCCUCACAACUUUCUGGUCAACAUGAAACUGGAGGCCGUGGACCGCAGGAACCCAGCCCUGAUUCGGGUGGCCAGUGUGGAAGAUGUGGAGGAUCAUCGAAUAAAGCUCCACUUUGAUGGCUGGAGUCACAGCUAUGACUUCUGGAUUGAUGCUGACCAUCCAGACAUCCACCCUGCAGGAUGGUGCUCCAAGACAGGACAUCCCUUGGAGCCACCUCUCCGUCCCAGAGAGCCCAGCUCUUCCUCUCCUGGGAGCUGCCCCCCUCUCAGCUACAGGAGCCUAUCCCACACAAGGACCUCCAAGUACAGCUUUCACCACCGGAAGUGCCCCACUCCUGGCUGUGAUGGCUCUGGCCACGUCACAGGCAAGUUCACAGCUCACCAUUGCCUCUCGGGCUGCCCACUGGCUGAGAGGAACCAGAGCCGACUGAAAGCAGAGCUUUCCGACUCAGAGGCCUCAGCCCGGAAGAAGAAUCUCUCAAGCUUGUCCCCAAGGAAGAAGCCUCACCAUCAUGGCCGGAUCGGACGCCCUCCAAAGUUUCGCAAAAUUCCACAGGAAGAUUUCCAGACCCUCCCUCCCAAUGUCGUGCACCAGUCCCUCUUCAUGUCGGCCUUGUCAGCCCACCCUGACCGCUCACUCUCUGUGUGUUGGGAGCAGCACUGCAAGCUGCUGCCAGGAGUGGCGGGCAUCUCAGCUUCCACAGUCUCAAAGUGGACCAUUGAGGAGGUCUUUGGCUUCGUUCAGACCCUGACAGGUUGUGAGGACCAAGCGCGCCUCUUCAAAGACGAGAUGAUUGACGGCGAGGCCUUCCUUUUGCUGACACAGGCGGACAUUGUGAAGAUCAUGAGCGUCAAGCUGGGCCCAGCCUUGAAGAUCUAUAACGCCAUUCUCAUGUUUAAAAAUGCUGAUGACACCUUAAAGUGACUGGCCCUCAUUGGGCCUUCUCCAGGCCUUGCUGGGCCUCCCUCUCCAGAUGAUGCCUCCCUCCCAACUUGAGUUCCUCAUACCCCUUGCUGCACCCCUACCCUCCUUAUCUGUCUAGGGCUGGUUCUUCCCAGAAAGUGAGUAGGAGCAGAGAGGCACUGGGAAAGAUGGAGUCCUGGCCCCUGACUCCUGAACCUCGUUGGCCUCCAGGUGCACGAGUCUGUGACUGGGCUGAGCGUGACUGCUGGAGUGGAUUGGAGGUGCCACACAUAGGGCAGCCCCACAUCUCUGGCUUACUCAGUAGUCACCAAAGGGUCUUUUUCUUAGCAGUGAGGAAGAACCUGGUAGAACAGGAGUCCCCCAGUCUGAGACCCCGUUUCCUUUUUGGCAUCUCUACAUAGCUUUCUCUCCCUGACUUCUUUCCUCCUUCCAAGAAGUGACCCUGCCACACACAUUUACAUGUAGAGGCACCUCCUCUUUUUCUUCCUCCUGGUUUUGCACUCUUUCUCUGCUGCCUAGUUCAUGGGUACUGCCCCAAGGCAUGGUCCAGCCAGACCUCAUGGCUCUUCCCCCUUAACAGUGGGAGCCCCAGAAACACGUCAUCAUGGGACCCAUUGGGAACAUCUGGCUACCUUUCUCCCCUUCACCCAGAAGAGGAGAAGAUUCAGAGCUAAGAUGCCUUCUUCAACAUGCUCAGUU
Castor canadensis (American beaver) is the source of this 3256-nucleotide messenger RNA. The record is from RefSeq and is a predicted model, not a curated record. NCBI's taxonomy places the organism in Eukaryota, Metazoa, Chordata, Mammalia, Rodentia, Castoridae.